Molecule: messenger RNA, 1442 nt
Organism: Pelodiscus sinensis (Chinese soft-shelled turtle)
Lineage: Eukaryota; Metazoa; Chordata; Testudines; Trionychidae
Gene: TWIST2
Product: twist family bHLH transcription factor 2
Biological process (GO): developmental process; regulation of transcription by RNA polymerase II
Molecular function (GO): RNA polymerase II transcription regulatory region sequence-specific DNA binding; DNA-binding transcription factor activity, RNA polymerase II-specific; protein dimerization activity
Source: RefSeq, a predicted model, not a curated record
AGCUAAAGUUUCCAAAAAAGUUAGAAUAACUUCCUCUCUCCAAGACCUCCGUUUUUGCACAACCCCGUCCUUGAAAUAAGAGCCCUUCAAGCAACCUGGAAAACGUUUGGUCAGCAAAAAACUCCUGUUUUUUUCCCCCCCAAAGGAUCUGUCUUAGGAAUUUAAAACACAUUUAAGACACACACACACCCCACAUCAGGAGGGGGGGAAAGGUCCCUUCCCCUCCCCUCCUUGCAGAAAGAAUGGAAGAAAGUUCCAGGUCUCCUGUUUCCCCCGUGGAUAGUUUGGGGACCAGCGAAGAGGAGCUGGAAAGGCAGCCAAAGAGAUUUGGCAGGAAGAGGAGAUACAGUAAGAAAUCCAGCGAAGAUGGCAGCCCCAACCCAGGCAAGAGGGGGAAAAAGUCCAGUCCCAGUUCUCAGUCUUAUGAAGAACUCCAAAGCCAGCGGAUCUUGGCCAACGUCAGAGAGAGGCAGAGAACUCAAUCCCUCAAUGAAGCCUUUGCAGCCCUGAGGAAAAUCAUCCCUACGUUGCCCUCUGACAAACUCAGUAAAAUCCAGACUCUCAAACUCGCAGCCAGGUACAUAGACUUCCUCUACCAGGUCCUACAGAGCGACGAGAUGGACAAUAAGAUGACCAGCUGCAGCUACGUGGCCCAUGAGCGGCUCAGUUAUGCCUUUUCAGUGUGGCGGAUGGAAGGUGCAUGGUCGAUGUCAGCCUCCCACUAGCCGGCACCUGGGCAAAAGCAAACCCAACGGCCAAAGGGAUUGUCCAGUGUCUGAGACUGAAGUGGACUUGAGAAGUUUGUAGCUUCUGAAACCUCAACAACCUCAAGUAAACUGGUCGAAAAGACCCCUCUAGCCUUCCCUAGCUCUGGGCUCUUGCAGAGCACUUUGAGGGGCAACACAGCGCCAAAGCAAAGGGGCUGACAUCUCUCCCCAAGAGACUGACCCAAAAGGCAAGAAGAGAGAAACAAGCGACACUGACUGUUUAGUGCCCUUGGGGCUCUGUUUGUAGGUGUGGUUUUUUUUUUCUGAACAUCUUAAUUCAGGAAUACAUUUAUGAGAAAUCUUUGGGUUGGACUUCUCUCUUCCCUUUGCUGGAUUUUUUUUUUAAUGUAGAUUUUUAACUCAAAAUGAUUUUCUUGUACAGUAACAACAGAACUAGACCAAGGUGCUCAGAAAAAACAACACGAUGGUCUCCCCAAAUCCUGCAUGAGUUGUGUCAAGUACAGUCUGGAUUACACAUUCUGUUCUCCAGACACCCCUCCAUUUGCUCCAUGAUUUGCUACAGCUAAAGCUCUUCCCCAUUUUCUGUUCCAGUGUAUAUGUUGCUUAUUUGUUUUAUUUAUUGAGAUAUUUUUAAUGAGCUAAGAGACUGCAAUGUCGCUCUGUAUACUGCUUCUCUUGCCACUAAAAAUAAAGAUGUCCCACAGCUUUUGGAGG